Molecule: messenger RNA, 1087 nt
Organism: Cladophialophora immunda
Lineage: Eukaryota; Fungi; Ascomycota; Eurotiomycetes; Chaetothyriales; Herpotrichiellaceae
Exons: 3
Coding region: 178-978 (266 amino acids)
Source: RefSeq, a predicted model, not a curated record
AUCAAGCCAAGAGUCUCUUUACUCUCCUGCCAAUCUGAUCUCCUCCCGGUGAACCAUAGUGGCACCAAUUUCACCUAGUACAAAACGACAAUACCGAGACGUUCAGCUGCCACAAAAGCCUCCUUUUCUGCCUUUCCAAUCCUCAAAUUGUACUACUAGCCAAAGCCGUCGUCUAUCAUGGAUGAUCCGGUGGCCGAUAUCCCUCAGAUCAUCGAGACACUUUGUACAGCUCCACCAGCUAUCCAGAGGGCGGCAAUUGAAGCCUACUUCACACCGACUGCAUCCUUCACGCAUCCGUUUUGUCGGACAGGGAGCUUUCCUGGCUCAAUAUGGCUCAUCAUCAUGAUUUACCGCUGGUACAAAAUCCUCAGUCCUCAUAUUGAUGUUGCAGUUGACGGAGUUGCAUUCGACGAAAGAAACCUGCGCCUCUACGUCUCCAUUCACCAGAACUUCAAGCUCUGGGUGGUCCCCUUCUACAAUGCUCCUGUCAAACUCGUCACUGUCCUCCAGUUGACCACCGACCCGACCCCCAUGCCUCCUGAACCCCAAGAGACUCUUCAGCUCAUGACCACCACUGAACUCGACAAUCGGAAGGUCAGCGACACGGGGGUUAAUAUCACGCCCGAUUCGUCUCAAAGUGGCGCUAGUGGAGGCAAGCACUGGACGCUGAGAAAUACGGCCGGUUCCACUAGUAUCACAUUCCGCAAAGACGCCGCGGACGGUGAUAGCGACAAGGUUAAGUACUACAUUCAAUCACAGAACGACCUGUACCAGACCACCGAGUUCAUCAAGUUCCUUGUCCCUUGGGGCAUCGGGGCCUUCCUAGUGAUAACCUGGCAAUUCUGCGCAACAAUGUUCUGUGUUAUUGGCACCAAGAUCUAUGAUCUCCUGAUGUGGCUACCACAGAAGCUGUAUCGUCAACACUUUGAAGUUUUCGACAACAGAGAGAAAGCACACCCACAUCUCGGUGCCGAUUAAACGUGUCCAGACCACGAAAGGCAGGGUACCCAACACCUGACAUACUAUUCAUCCAUCGCCUUCGAGGGGCAUGUAGUAACUGAUAGACGGAGGUAAGAACGUCGGAAUC